ACUGCCGACAGUGGCGGGACGCGCGCGCCACGCGUGCGCUUCAGCAAAAAGUAAUGUCUACGGCGACGUUGCACGUGUUACGCUGCCGCGGUUUGAAUAAGCUUGCGCUCUCCUUCACUCGAUCGUGCCAGAAUUCGUACUUGUCUCGCGCUCAGCAGCAGCUGCCGACGAAUAUCUUCGCUAGCAACAUGUCCAGCAACUUCACGACUGUCGAGCGCGGUGCACCAAACUCACCCGACUACAGAUUAUUUUUCAAAAAUGAAUCCAGUCCAAUAUCACCAAUGCAUGACAUUCCUUUGUUUGCCGAUGAAGCAAAUAAAACUUUUCACAUGGUUGUUGAGAUUCCAAGGUGGACAAAUGCAAAAAUGGAAAUCAAUUUGAAAGAAACCUUGAAUCCGAUUAAACAAGAUGUGAAAAAUGGAAAACUUAGAUAUGUUGCUAAUUGUUUCCCACACCAUGGGUAUAUUUGGAACUAUGGAGCUUUGCCACAAACAUGGGAAAAUCCUGAGGUCCUGGAUGAAGCAACUGGUUUCAAAGGAGACAAUGAUCCAAUUGAUGUCUUAGAAAUUGGUUAUAGAGCAGCUAAAAGAGGAGAAGUUUUAAAAGUAAAGAUUUUAGGAGCAGUUGCCCUUAUUGAUGAAGGUGAAACUGAUUGGAAGAUUAUUGCUAUUGAUGUAAAUGACCCAUUAGCUGAUCAAAUGAAUGAUAUUGCAGACAUUGAUAAGCACUACCCAGGUCUACUAAAAGCUACCAUUGAAUGGUUCAAAAUAUACAAAAUACCUGAUGGAAAACCAGAAAAUCAGUUUGCUUUCAAUGGAGAAGCUAAAGCAAGAGAUUUUGCAUUACAUGUAAUUGAAGAAGUCCACAAGCACUGGCUAAAUCUCAUUAAAAAAGAAGCUAGUGCUGGAGACAUUUCAUGUACAAACGUAACACUGGCUGAUAGUUCAUUCCAAAUCACAGCCAACGAUGCUACUGAAAUUGUUGAUAAAUCAGCAGAGCCACAACCAGCUGUACCUAUUGAUCCUAUUGUCGACAAAUGGCACUACGUUCAUCUUCAGUGAAAAAAAAGGCUGCCAUUUACAGAGUUCUUAUAGAACAUAAAAACGUUUUGUGCACUUUGCCUUGCACCUUACCUCGAGAAUUUUUUUUAGUGAUUGUACAACAAUGUUAAGAUAUUUUAGAUACUGUUUCAAACAGUUUAUUUAUUGCCACUGUAGUAUGAUAUAAAACAUAAUUUUAAAAUAAGGAACAAUUUAGAAAAAGACUAUCACAAAUACAGAGAAGCUCGAUAUUUUAUCAGCAUAUUAUUUUUUUCCAUAUAAUUAAAAGAAACAGAAUAAAAAAAACAUUGCAAUUGAAUACAAAAA
This is a messenger RNA of Phymastichus coffea, 1367 nucleotides long. RefSeq names its product inorganic pyrophosphatase (gene Nurf-38). Gene Ontology annotation, molecular function: magnesium ion binding; inorganic diphosphate phosphatase activity. The transcript is spliced from 8 exons. The record is from RefSeq and is a predicted model, not a curated record. Gene Ontology annotation, cellular component: cytoplasm. Gene Ontology annotation, biological process: phosphate-containing compound metabolic process. NCBI's taxonomy places the organism in Eukaryota, Metazoa, Arthropoda, Insecta, Hymenoptera, Eulophidae. The coding region runs from base 54 to 1061 and encodes 335 amino acids.